Messenger RNA from Monomorium pharaonis (pharaoh ant), 1774 nucleotides. RefSeq names its product UDP-galactose transporter senju (gene senju). Gene Ontology annotation, molecular function: UDP-galactose transmembrane transporter activity. The transcript is spliced from 6 exons. Gene Ontology annotation, cellular component: Golgi membrane. The record is from RefSeq and is a predicted model, not a curated record. Bases 192 to 1202 code for a protein of 336 amino acids. Gene Ontology annotation, biological process: pyrimidine nucleotide-sugar transmembrane transport. NCBI's taxonomy places the organism in Eukaryota, Metazoa, Arthropoda, Insecta, Hymenoptera, Formicidae.
GAUGUGUUGGUAUCAACCAGUAUCCACCGUAUCCGGUCCGAUUCCGGCCUUUGCCAGACUGCCUGCCAGGCGCUGCCAGUGCCAGUGCGCGCUGCCAUACGUGCGUGCGAUGUACAAAUUGGAGGAGGAAUGACUGUCAAACAUAAUGUGCCAAAAUUGCUCAAACUGAAACAGUCAGAAAAGAACGAAGAAUGGGAGGAAUAAACUGGAGUGAAUUGUUCCCAGGAAGAUGGAGUCCUGUCAUCUUCGUCUCCUACAUAGCUCUCUUUAUAAAUCAAGGUAUUCUUGUGACAUGGUCUCAAAGAAGUGGCCGCUACGAAUAUAAUAUUGUAGCAGUUGUAUUGAUGACAGAAGUUCUAAAGUUAGUCAUAUCCACGGUACUUUACUGCAAAGACAAUAGUAUCCUGACUCUUUUCCAGGAGACAAGGAGGAACAAAAAAGUGCUUCUGCUGUAUAUGAUACCCGCGCUUUUAUAUUGCCUCUACAACAAUCUAGCGUUUGUCAAUUUGGCUAGAUUCGACCCCACAACUUACUAUGUUCUCCUACAGCUCCGCGUUGUACUUACGGGAAUCAUCUUUCAGGUCAUUUUUAGAAAAAAGUUAUCUACGACCCAGUGGUUUUCCCUAGUGAUCCUGACAGUCGGCUGCAUGGUAAAACACCUCGACGCCCACGUCCUUGGCACGGAAUUCCACGUAGAUAUUUUUCUACUUCUAAUUCUUGUACAAACAACAUGCUCCUGCUUGGCUGGUGUAUAUAACGAGUACUUGUUGAAACGACAGGGCGCGGACAUCGACAUUUUUAUACAGAAUGUAUUUAUGUACAUCGACAGCAUUUUAUGUAACGUCGCAGCGAUCAUUCUGCUAAGUAUAUUUACGAACGGCGCCAGUGAAAUGCUGAGCAACGUCGAGAUCAAUACGUUUCUGCAGCCGAAAGUAAUAUUGAUUAUGCUAAACAAUUCACUCGUCGGAAUAAUAACAAGUUUUUUCCUGAAGACUUUGAACUCUAUACUAAAAACCUUUGCCAGCGCGGUAGAAUUGGUUUUUACUGCGGUGCUGUGCUGGUUUUUAUUUAGCAUACCUAUUAGCACGAACACCAUUGUUUCAAUAGCUAUGGUGAGCUUUGCUGUUAUUUUGUAUUCGAGAAAUCCUGUACAGAACGCUCAGCCCAGAGAGUCUGUGGAAAGUGGAAAGCUUUUGGUGUAAACAACAGUAUUAAAAUUAUUCUUUCUAAAAACGACAAUACGAUCGCAACCAAAUGAAAACGUGAAACAAAAGUGCACGUUACCAUUAGCGUUAAGUUGUUGUUACAAAUGUUUUACCGCUCGAUGACGAUGAUUAUGUGAUAUAAGGUUGUUAAUUUAAGACAAUGACUGAACAUUUGUGAAUAAAUAUCGCAAUUUGUUUUAAUCAUCAAGUUGUAUUAGAGAAUUAAGUAGGUGUUGUAAUAAGUGAUACCCAGAGAGAAAAAAAUUUCUAUUAUCUAAUAAACAUCUAUUAUAUAAUAAACUUCUAUUAAACAUCUGAGACAUUAAUUGAUGGACUUUAUUUGUUCUCUCUGGGUAAUAUUAUAUCUAAUAAUAAAUCGCGAAAAUUUAAAUAUUUUUUUUAUUUAAAUAUAUUUCUUAAAGAUAUAUUUGUCUCUUUUUAAACGGAAAUGAGUUAAGAUCUGGAUAGCGGUGUUGUGAGAUAUCUUAUCAGUCUAAAUUUUGUAUUUAUUACUUUAUGCUUUAUGUAUCUAAUCUCGCCUGUUUAAGAAAAAAAAAACGCAUUUCUCA